AUGUCAUAUGAGAAAAUCAGGUUCAACAAGCUACGAAGGGUCACUGAAAAGGCAGUGGAACAAACAGUGAAAAAGCUGCUCCAGCCAGAAACCAUCGAAAAGUGUUUCCCUGUGAUUAGUGAAAUGAAAGGUGGGAAGAGCGCCUUGGAGACUGCUAGGAAACAGAUCUUGCAGUACUUCCAACUGACACUGGAAAAGCAGUUUCAGUAUAUUUUUGAACAGAACGAUAUUGAACGGAAGUUGGACGAGCUCGACGAGAUCAUACAAGCAGCCCAGGCUAGACGUGAUCUGGGGACUGAGGAACCGUUGUUUAUUGAAAAACUCACUCCACAACAACUUAUAGAUGCUAGGGUUGGAGCAUCCAAGGCUGAAACUGUCACUAAACUACAAUUGAUCUACGACCAGUUGCUUCUAGAUAACAAACAGCUUCACGAGGAGAUCGUGGGGCUUGUGGAUGAAGGUGCUACGGUGAAAGACGACCUACUACUGCAAAUCGAGGCGGUUGCAAGUGGAGUGGACGAAAUCAAGAAAGCUGAGUUUGAUCAGAACUACGAUAAAUUGAUCGACGACGUGCUCAGGUAA
Messenger RNA from Candidozyma haemuli, 582 nucleotides. Its product is annotated as MIND complex subunit. The transcript has a single exon. Bases 1 to 582 code for a protein of 193 amino acids. Gene Ontology annotation, biological process: chromosome segregation. Gene Ontology annotation, cellular component: MIS12/MIND type complex. Lineage: Eukaryota; Fungi; Ascomycota; Pichiomycetes; Serinales; Metschnikowiaceae. The record is from RefSeq and is a predicted model, not a curated record.